Molecule: messenger RNA, 429 nt
Organism: Cinara cedri
Lineage: Eukaryota; Metazoa; Arthropoda; Insecta; Hemiptera; Aphididae
Source: the annotation of a GenBank genome assembly
AUGAAGACCAGCAACCGAGUCAAGGUGAACAAUGAGAUACCAUCUUCAUUUAUAAUUAAUAGCGGAUUGAAACAAAGUAAUGCAAUGUCACCAGUGCUCUUUAAUAUGGCACUGACGAGUAUAAUAAAAAAAUUACUGCAAACUGAAACAUUAAACCAUGAAGAAGGAAAUUUCUUAUUAGUAUAUGCAAACGAUAUAGUGAUCAUUGGGAAAUCACAAGAGGGUAUUCAGAGUACUGUGAAAGAACUAAUAAAGAUAGAAAAAGAUAUUGACCAAACAAACCACAGUGGAAAAACUAAAUACAGAAUGGUAAAACAAGGAGGGGUGAUCAUAAUAACCUUUGUGAGAAAUAACAUCUUUGAACAAGUGCAUGAGUUCAAGUACCUUGGAGAUCAAUAUCAGAUUGGAUGCUGCUACCAAUGCCUUUAA